Synchytrium microbalum is the source of this 1956-nucleotide messenger RNA. RefSeq lists its product as uncharacterized. The record is from RefSeq and is a predicted model, not a curated record. Gene Ontology annotation, biological process: transmembrane transport. The transcript is spliced from 9 exons. NCBI's taxonomy places the organism in Eukaryota, Fungi, Chytridiomycota, Chytridiomycetes, Synchytriales, Synchytriaceae. Bases 1 to 1956 code for a protein of 651 amino acids.
AUGUCUCCCAUCUCUGGCCUCCUGCUCCUCGUCUCCUUCCUGAUUUCAUCAGCUAGAUCUGCAAGUGUUGGACGAGUCGACAUUUGUGGCAUAACAACAGAUGGAACGACACUUGAUGCCACUAUGCCUAGCUCUCUAAUCACUUUAAACAACACUGUAGUGAAUUUUGAUGGUCCUACCAUGACAUUGGCAUUAACAAUGUCUGGAUUGCUGGCUUCACCUAUUGGAACGGCGUGUGUUGGACAGGGGUGUGGAGCUAAUCCUCAGAUGUUGAUCAACAUCAAAACAUUCGGAAUGGUGUUGAUUACAGCUACAGCUCCACUAUGUGCUCUAGUGUCAUGUCCCAUGCAAGCUGGUGAUUUCAACUUUACUUAUUCAUUGACGUUACCAGUAACUGGACUCCCACCGUCGCUCUUCUCAAGUGGUGGACCACCGAUUCUCGAAUUCGAUAUCAACACUCUGUGGUAUUCAGAUCCUGCUGUUUCACCUACAUUCAAGACUGAUUUCUUGGUGUCGGGCGCUACAGCCAAUAACUUCAUUUCGUGUAAUACGAUUCGGUUUGAAAUGCGAAACACAGCAUAUAACCUCGGCCUAUCCCUCGGCACGGCCGGCGUUGCCAUAAUCUCUGGAAUAGCCACAAUCCUUGCCUCAGCAUCGAACAUUGCAUUCAACACCCUCGUAUCCCGAGACGUGACAUACAAUCCAGACCCAGUUACAAUUAUCAUGUUUGUGCAAUUCGCUUCUAGGUUGGGACAAUUGUCAAUUGAUUAUCCACCUACGUAUCAAGGAUUUACCGGCAAAUUGGGAUGGGCUUCGUUGAGUUUUCCGUGGACGACACUGCCUGCUUAUUUGCAGCCUGCUUCCCAGAUGGUUACGGUUGUGAGUGGAGCUGCUAAUGAGGCUUCGUUUCCUAUUUUGAAGAAGAGGGGGGCUGAUUAUUCUAGUUCCGGGUUGGGUGUUGUUACUGGCUUGGACCUAUGGGCACUGAUUGUCGGCGUAGCACCUGGAUCGCUCCUAUUCGGAGUCCUAUCUGUCUUGGCCAUCGCCAUCGGAGCCGUCGUCAUUGGCCUACCAGUCUUUACCCUCCUCUUAUCACGCUCCAUGAUCAAAACCGACUCUGUCGAAUCAUUCUUUGGAGCAUUCAAAAAACUCGCCUUUUAUUUCUGUGGUAUCCUCACACGGGUAUUCAUCGUCGCCAUGAUUCCUGUCCUCACAGUCAGUUUCAGAACCUUCCAAACUCAAGCUACAAGCCUCAACUUUAUCAUUGCAAUUAUCGCUGUUGCGCUUUACGCGAUCUUGUUGAUUGGUGCUGCAGCUGCUAUUGUGCAUACCAAGAGGAAGGAUCUUGAUUCGAGUGAUUCUAAAGUUAAUAUUAUUUUGGGACCAUUGUUUGCUGUGUAUCAUCCCAUGGAUUGGACCAUGUUCUUUGUGGACUAUGUUUACGGAAUUGGACAGGCUGUUGCUGUUGGAUUAAUUGGAUCUAACGGUCUCGCUCAAUGCAUCAUUCUUGGAUCGACGGAAGUUAUUAUGCUCUUCUUUUACGUUAUCUUGAGACCACGUAAAGGAGUGUUUGCCAAUAUCGUACUCAUCUUGACAAGUAUUAUACGAUGUGCCUGUGUGGGAAUUGCAUGGACUUUUUUGCCUCGUUUCAACUUUACCAAUGACAUGAAGGCAAUGCUUGGAUAUGCCGAAAUAGCACUCUUCCUAGUCCUCAUGAUCGUAUUCCUAAUCAUCUCGCUCAUCAACCUCAUUCGCGGCAUUGUCUUUGCCAUCAAGAGCUGCCAUAGAAGCCGCAAGACACACCGUGUUUCACCUAUCGUCUACACAAAUCAAAACAAGAGACCGCCAUACUGGAGGUCGAAGGUACAUCCAUCAUCGGAGAGCGAAGAGGGUGGAACUAGAUUGCUGGCUAAGAAUAGGAAGGCGAAGAAGAGUGCUGCUAUGUCGCCAGCAUAA